AGCUUGCUUGCUUUUGUAUGUGGUCAAGUGGAGCGUUAUGAAGAUGAGGCAAAUGUGGGUAUGGAUGCUGCUCAUGGCACUGGCCUUCGUCAACGACCGGUGCCAUUGUUGUUUGGAGGAAGAGAGAAUUAGUCUCUUAGCGAUAAAAGCUUGGUUCAAUCAUGCAGGUGCUGGGUCCUAUGAGCUAGAAGGUUGGGAUAAAGAGCAUUUUAAUUGCUGUAACUGGGAUAGGGUUGAGUGUGACAACACCACAAACCGAGUGAUCGAAUUAUAUCUUUCAGGUGUAAAUUAUGAAGACUCGGAUCUCAAUGCGUCUUUGUUUCUGCCUUUCAAAGAACUGGAGAUUCUCGACUUAAGCUACAACCAAUUAGUUGGUGGUUUAAAGAAUCAAGGUUUUCAAGUACUCGCUUCAGGGUUGAGGAAUUUGGAGGUACUUGAUCUGAGUUACAAUAAAUUGAAUGACAGCAUUUUAUCAUCUCUCAGUGGUUUUUCAACUCUCAAAUCUCUAUAUCUAUCACACAAUAGCUUCACAGGAACAAUUGGUCUCAAAGGUUUAAGGAAUUUAGAAAUCUUGUAUCUGUCUUCAAAUGACUUCAAGGAAAGCAUUUUGAUAGAGUCAUUGGGAGCGUUGCCAUCCCUGAAGACCUUAUCUGCUGGUGGUAGUACAUUUAAACACGUUGGGGAAGGGUUGUCUAAUUCGUCUAGCCUUGAAGAAGUGUUCCUCGAUGGUUCUUCUAAUAUCCCAGCAAGCUUUCUUAGGAACAUAGGACCCUUGUCUACUCUUAAAGUCUUAUCCUUGACCGGAGUUGACUUCCAUGGCACCCUACCUGCUGAAGGUUUUCAAGUGCUAGCUUCAGGGUUGGGGAAUUUGGAGGAACUUUAUCUGGGUGACAAUAAAUUGAACGACAGCGUUUUAUCAUCUCUCGGUGGUUUUUCAACUCUCAAAUCUCUAUAUCUAUCACGCAACAGCUUCACAGGAUCAACUGGUCUCAAUGGUUUAAGGAAUUUAGAAAGCUUGAAUCUGGAAUACACUGACUUCAAGGAAAGCAUUUUGAUAGAGUCAUUGGGAGCGUUGCCAUCCCUCAAGACCUUAGAUGCCAGUUAUAGUACAUUUAAACACUUUGGGAAAGGGUUGUCUAAUUCGUCUAGCCUUGAAGAAGUGUCCCUCGAUGGUUCUUCUCUCCCAGCAAGCUUUCUUAGGAACAUUGGAACCUUGUCUACUCUUAAAGUCCUAUCAUUGACCGGAGUUGACUUCCAUAGCACCCUACCUGCUCAAAGAACUUUCUUCAAUUCGAGCACCCUUGAAGAAUUGCAUCUAGAUCGUAGUUCUCUCCCAUUAAACUUUCUCCAGAACAUCGGAGCAUUGCCCGCUCUUAAAGAAUUGUAUGCUGGUUACUGUGACCUCAAUGGCACCCUGCCCGCUCAAGGUUUAAGGAAACUAGAAAUCUUGAAUCUGGAUUUGACUGACUUCAAGGAAAGCAUUUUGAUAGAGUCAUUGGGAGCGUUGCCACGCCUUGACAAAGUGUUCCUCGAUUAUUCUUCUCUCCCAGCAAGCUUUCUUAGGAACAUUGGACCGUUGUCUACUCUUAAAGUCCUAUCAUUGACCGGAGUUGACUUCCAUAGCACCCUACCUGCUCGAGGGAUUUUCUUCAAUUCGAGCACCCUUGAAGAAUUGCAUCUAGAUGGUAGUUCUCUCCCAUUAAACUUUCUCCAGAACAUCGGAGCAUUGCCUGCUCUUAAAGUAUUGUCUGCUGGUCACUGUGACCUCAAUGACACCCUGCGCGUUCAAGGUUUAAGGAAUUUAGAAAUCUUGUAUCUGUCUUCAAAUGACUUCAAGGAAAGCAUUUUGAUAGAGUCAUUGGGAGCGUUGCCACGCCUUGACAAAGUGUUCCUCGAUUAUUCUUCUCUCCCAGCAAGCUUUCUUAGGAACAUUGGACCGUUGUCUACUCUUAAAGUCCUAUCAUUGACCGGAGUUGACUUCCAUAGCACCCUACCUGCUCGAGGGAUUUUCUUCAAUUCGAGCACCCUUGAAGAAUUGCACCUAGAUGGUAGUUCUCUCCCAUUAAACUUUCUCCAGAACAUCGGAGCAUUGCCUGCUCUUAAAGUAUUGUCUGCUGGUCACUGUGACCUCAAUGACACCCUGCCCGUUCAAGGUUGGUGUGAAUUGAAGGCUUACUCCUAA
Molecule: messenger RNA, 2182 nt
Organism: Populus euphratica (Euphrates poplar)
Lineage: Eukaryota; Viridiplantae; Streptophyta; Magnoliopsida; Malpighiales; Salicaceae
Product: LRR receptor-like serine/threonine-protein kinase GSO1
Exons: 13
Coding region: 38-2182 (714 amino acids)
Molecular function (GO): protein binding
Source: RefSeq, a predicted model, not a curated record